AUGAAUAUAGAUUCAGAAUCAAUACCAGGCUAUCACAUCAUCAAGGAAGACGAGAGUGACUACACGUCAGAUCAACUAUCAAUCCACGAGAUUCCUCGUGCUGCCCGUCUGGUCCGUGAAUAUGUGCAUCCUAAGCAGAUCAAAUUCAACUCCAUCACUCUCAGAGAACCAAAGAAGCAAGAAUACAAGGCCUGGCAAAAUGGCAAAGGCCCUAAACCACCCCGCCGGGCCUUUGUCACCAUCUUGGAACUUCCUACAGCCAAGACAAGCGAGGUCCUCGUAAAUCUCAACACCAGUCAGGUGGAGGAGAUCAAAGCGAUCAACGAUGUCAUGCCGACGCUGACUCUUGAGGACCUGGAUAUCUGUGAGCGUGUUUGCCGUGCAGAUGCUGGUGUUAUCGAGGCCUGCCGCGAGAUCGGUAUCACCGACAUGUCCAAGGUUUUCAUUGAUGCUUGGGCAAUCGGUAUUGACGAGCGAUGGGGUUUCGAGACCCGUCUGCAACAAGGUUUGGCCUACUACCGUGAUUCGGAGUUUGACAAUCAGUACGCAAAACCCCUCGACUUUUCGGUGGUCGUUGACACGGAACGAGAAAAAGUCUUGAGUGUGGACAUCCGUCGCGUCAAUGGACAGCGGGUUCCUAUGCCCACUGAAAGCCACAACUACCUGCCCGAGUUCAUCAGUGAUCACUAUAAUCACGACCUCCUCAAACCCAUUGAAAUAACCCAGCCCAAAGGCGUGUCCUUUUCAAUGCGGGGCAAUGAGAUUUCUUGGGCAGGAUUCAGCAUGCACAUUGGCUUUAACUUUCGUGAGGGCAUUGUUCUCUCGGAUGUCAGAGUCUUUGAUCAAAUCCAGAAUCGGGAACGAAAAUUGUUCAACAGAAUCUCCGUGGUUGAGAUGGUUGUCCCGUACGGCUGCCCUGAUGGCCCACACCACAAGAAGCACGCUUUUGACGUCGGCGAGUAUGGUACCGGUCUCAUGACCAACCCUCUCACACUUGGUUGUGACUGCAAAGGCGCAAUCCAUUACUUGGACGCUAUAGUCAGUACCGGCAAGGGUGAGGCUGCAGUCAUCAAGAACGCCAUCUGUAUCCACGAAGAAGACAACGGCUUAUUAUUCAAGCACACCGACUACCGAGACGGAAAAGUCGUCUCAGCUCGUGACCGCAAGCUCAUCAUUUCUCAAAUCAUCACCGCUGCUAACUACGAGUAUUGUUUCUACCACAUUUUCUCUCUCGAUGGCACCUACAAACUCGAAAUGAAGCUGACGGGAAUGCUGAAUACCUACGUUCUACAUGACAGCGAGACUGCCGCACCAUAUGGCACUGAAGUCGCUAAGCGCGUGACGGCCCACAAUCACCAACACAUAUUCUCUUUAAGAAUUGAUCCAGAAAUCGACGGGUCCAACAACACUGUGGUGCAAUCGGACGCUGUGGCCUCUGAAGAACCGGUCGGUAGUGCUGGCAACAAGUACGGUAACGGAUUCUAUUCCAAGAAGACCCCACUGAAGACGAGCGCACAAGCUGGCGUAAAUUACUGCCACGAAACCUCGCGAACCUGGGACAUCAUCAACCCGAACGUGCAGCACCCCUCCGCAAAGAAACCCGUGGGCUACAAGAUAGUAUCUCGUGAAUCACCUCCUCUCCUCGCCAAGCCGGGCUCCGUGGUCUACAAGCGGGCGGGCUUCGCACGCAAAACGCUCUGGGUCACGCCGUACAAGGACUACGAACUGUUCCCGGCGGGCGACUACGUGUGCCAAUCGACGGGCGAGGACGGACACCCACAGAACGGGACGAUGGUGGACUGGGCGGCGCGCGAUGAAAACAUCGAAAACACCGACCUCGUCUGCUACCUGCAGUUCGGCCUGACGCACUUCCCGCGCGCCGAGGACUUCCCCAUCAUGCCCGGCGAGGCCAUCAGCAUCAUGCUGCGCGCCUCCAACUUCUUCGACCGCAAUCCCGCCCUCUGGGUCCCUCCCUCCGAGCUCAAGGGCAAUUCCUGCGACACCUCGUCGCGCUACGCCGUGUUCCCCAAGGUCGCCAAGGCCAUUGAUGAUGCGAAGUGCUGUGGUGGCGCUGGAGCGUCGUCGAAAUUGUAG
Exophiala bonariae is the source of this 2094-nucleotide messenger RNA. RefSeq lists its product as uncharacterized. Gene Ontology annotation, molecular function: primary methylamine oxidase activity; quinone binding; copper ion binding. Gene Ontology annotation, biological process: amine metabolic process. The transcript is spliced from 2 exons. The record is from RefSeq and is a predicted model, not a curated record. NCBI's taxonomy places the organism in Eukaryota, Fungi, Ascomycota, Eurotiomycetes, Chaetothyriales, Herpotrichiellaceae. The coding region runs from base 1 to 2094 and encodes 697 amino acids.